AAUGAAGCCACAUGACAAAAACAUCAUCUGACGUCUGGCCUCGGCACAAGCGCAAACACCGAGUUGGGGGGAAAUUCCUUCAAUUGUGAGAAAGGGGAGAAACCGGGCCGCCCGCCUGCUUGCCCCCCGCCGUCCCGGAGCCGCGCCGCUGUGUCGGGGAGUUCCCCAGGACUCGGUAUCUGUUCUCUGCAACAGUAUUUUAUAAUACUGUGCAAGUGCACCAGCAGGAAUCUGACUGAUUCAUCUGUGCUCAGCACAAAGGUGCUGACUGGCCUGCGGAGAAUUUCGAGAGUAACCUGUGUUUUUAUUUCUGACAUCCAAUGUCUUCAGCUUUUAUAAAUAAAGCAAAGAACUGUGGAUGCUAGCGAUCUGAAACAGAAAUUGCUGGCGAAACUCGGCAGGUCUGGCAGCAUCAGUGGGGAGAAAGCAGUUAACAUUUCAAGCCCAGUAACUCUUCAUCAGAACCUUCUGAAUGUUAUCGUCAUCUUUUAUUUGCUUUUCGUUUGUGGUCAGGGUUGUUUUGCAAGCUUGCAAAUGCUUUGCUCGAAGUCUUUUUGCUACAAUCUUCAAAAUAGAAUGAAAGAUAUAUAGGGUUUGUGUGAUUGAAAGUGUGCCGUGGUAUGACGACUACUAACAAGGGAAACAAGGCCUUAAAGGUGAAGCGGGAGCCAGGUGAAAAUGGAGCCAGUCUCACAGAUCAGGAGCUCGUUUCUAUGUCCGUUCGAGAAUUGAACCAACAUCUGCGGGGCCUAACUAAAGAAGACAUCAUCCGGCUGAAGCAGCGCCGCAGAACGCUCAAGAACCGUGGCUACGCUGCCAGCUGCCGUGUCAAGAGGGUAACUCAGAAGGAGGAAUUGGAGAAGCAGAAAGCAGAACUUCAGCAAGAGGUAGAGAAGCUGGCAUCUGAGAAUGCCAGCAUGAAAUUAGAGCUGGAUGCCCUGAGAUCCAAGUAUGAGGCCUUGCAGAGCUUCGCCAGGACCGUAGCCAGAGGACCCGUCAUGCCGGUUAGAGGUCCUAUCACUUCUGCCAUUGGGCCCAUUAUGCCAGGCAAAGUGGCUACCACCAGUGUCAUCACAAUAGUCAAAUCCAAAACCGAUGCAAGAUCUUAGUACAUACUGCUGUAGACACAGGCCAGAGACAAACUAGUUCUUCGUAACACUGGUCAAUUCAUGGAGUUAAACACAAAUGUUUGAAUAAAUAACCUACCCGCCAUCCUUCACCAACCCCCCCCCCCCCCCCCCACACAAA
Molecule: messenger RNA, 1248 nt
Organism: Chiloscyllium plagiosum (whitespotted bambooshark)
Lineage: Eukaryota; Metazoa; Chordata; Chondrichthyes; Orectolobiformes; Hemiscylliidae
Source: RefSeq, a predicted model, not a curated record